Molecule: messenger RNA, 723 nt
Organism: Ascoidea rubescens DSM 1968
Lineage: Eukaryota; Fungi; Ascomycota; Saccharomycetes; Ascoideales; Ascoideaceae
Exons: 1
Coding region: 1-723 (240 amino acids)
Biological process (GO): import into nucleus
Cellular component (GO): cytoplasm
Source: RefSeq, a predicted model, not a curated record
AUGGUUUCUGUCAAGGCUUUUAUAAUUGGUGCUACAGGUUUAGUUGGAAAUGGUUUUUACAAAGAAGCUGACAAAUCCAAAGUUUUCUCCAACAUUUUUACUCUCACUCGUAGAGAUUUAUUAACAAAAUCUUAUUCAAACAAGACAACUUCGAUUAUUGAAAAGAAUUCUGAAAAUUGGGAUAGUAUAAUUAAAGAUACAAUAACAAAAGAAAAAAUUGAUAUCUUUUUCUCAGGUUUAGCUACAACUAAAAAAGAAGCGAAUGGUUUUGACAAUCAGUAUAAGAUUGAUCAUGAUUUAAAUUUACAAUUGGCUAAAGUAGCCAAAGAGUCUGGUGUUGGGACUUAUAUUUUAAUAUCAAGUAUGGGCGCAAAUAAGGAUUCAUCUCUCUCUUAUUUGAAAAUGAAAGGUAAAUUGGAUGAUGAAGUCAUUGAUUUGAAAUUCCCAAGAACAAUUAUUAUCAGACCUGGCGUCUUAGUGGGUCAAAGAGAUAAAGGAAAAGAUAAAGGUCUCUUUAACAAUGUGGUAUUGUUCAUUGGUGAAAAGGUUCAUGGAACGUUUUUAAAUAAUUUAAUGUAUCCCAUCUAUGAUUACGAAAUUGGCAAAAUUGUCGUUGAUUUAAUUGAGAAAACUCCAAUUCCAGCAGAUGAUGAGCCUGAAGUUACAAUUCUCAAUCCUACUCAACUCUCUGAAAUUCUCAAGAAUAUCGAAUCGAAUAGAUGA